This is a messenger RNA of Zophobas morio, 4978 nucleotides long. It is a transcript of the gene baz, whose product is annotated as partitioning defective 3 homolog. Gene Ontology annotation, cellular component: apical plasma membrane; cell cortex; adherens junction. Gene Ontology annotation, biological process: establishment of centrosome localization; intracellular protein localization; microtubule cytoskeleton organization. Gene Ontology annotation, molecular function: phosphatidylinositol binding; protein binding. Lineage: Eukaryota; Metazoa; Arthropoda; Insecta; Coleoptera; Tenebrionidae. The record is from RefSeq and is a predicted model, not a curated record. Bases 1 to 4749 code for a protein of 1582 amino acids. The transcript has 20 exons.
AUGUCUUUGUACACGUACUUCAAACAACAAUUCGUGAACGAUGGUAUUAUGUUGGGUUGCACGCACUUUACCUGCGUUCAUUAUGCGGCCACAAUGGGACAUUCAGCGGACUUGAAUGCUGCUUUAUUUGUGUGUGGAGAUUUAUUGUGGGAUUACGCGCCGCGGGGGGGUGGGGUGAUGACAGGUUAUAGCUGGGGUAUAAUAGAACAGAAUGAUAUUAAAACAAAACAAGAAAAAAAAUCGAACGUGAACUGCAUGAAGAUUGUAAUACCUUUGCUGACGGUUGUGAUUGAUUCUAUAAACAGUCCUUGGUUUCUCUCAGUAAGUUUCGGGUGUCUGGAAAGGGAAAUUCGUGAUAGUGGAGGACCCCACCAUGGAGCGAGCGUUCCGUCGAGAGCGCUGCCAGGUAGUGAGUUCGAAACGUCGCUCGAGUGUGAAAUGUUCGAUAGUUGUCAGACGAUAAAUGCCGUACCCAAGUGUACGGAAGUCGCCGAAAAAAUCGUGCAGUUGUUCGGAUGGAGGCAGACGUAUAACGUGGAGAAACUCCAGAGGAAUGUGCCAGGGAGAGCCACCACGAGGAUUUCCAUCACCAGGUCGUCGCCAAGUCGCGACAAGAAAGAGGGUUCGGAUUCUUGGGUGUCCGUACAUAACCUGCAAUCUCAAGGAGGCGGUAUCUUGGACCCGGAUGAUCGAUUGAGCGAUGUUGUCGACGACAGAGAGCAGAUAUUAGCGAGCUUCGAGGACGGAGAUGGAGCGCACCAUCAUGGAGGAGGAGAUGGGGCCAGUGGCAGUUCAGUAGGAACGGGCAGUCCCGACAUAUUCCAUGACGGCGAACACAAAUACGGUCCCAACUACCCCCGAACUGACAUCGAGGUGACGGGUGAGCAAAUCGCGUCCGGAGUCCCUGGGGCGUUGCAAGUCCGGAGGGGCAGCGAACCCGCUCUUAACCAACUCCCGGUGGGUCCUCCGGCUCCGUCUGAACACACUAAGCGCUGGAGCGCCGCCCCACUAAUCCUAGAACCGCCCCCGCCCAUUGGGUACAACAGUAGCGACUGGAACGAAGAUGCGAAAGAAGAGGACGAAAGCAAUCCGGGAUUUCGACGGGUGGGACGAGAUGGGAGUAAUCGAUUAUCGAUGCAGUUUCUGGGUGACGGCGCGGGGUAUAGAUGGGCGGAAGCCGCCGAGCGAGCGGCGCAAUCAAGGGCCAGCACGUCCCUACCCAGAGAAAGCAAGCGAAAGGAGCCCUUAGGGCAAGCGAAUAGUACUAGUCCUGUACCUACGUCUAGUGAUAGUGCGGAGCUCAUUAUUAUACGUAACGAACCUGGACCGCUCGGUAUCCACGUCGUACCGGAUUACGAUAGGUUGGGGAAGGACAGGGGGUUGUUAGUCCAGGGGAUAGAGCCCGGGAAGAGGAUCGAUCGCGAUGGGAGGUUGGCCAUCUAUGAUCGGAUCGUGGAAAUUAACGGAGAAAAUUUACUUAAUAUGCCAUUCCAAAGGGUGCAAGACAUCUUCAAACUUCACCUUACUUCGCCAGAAUUAAGACUGAAAGUAAUAAAAAACAGCGGCUUGGACAGUCUUCGGAAACCUCCGGCUCCAAUCUACCCGAGGUUUCCCGAAGACAAAGAGAACGUUUCUAUGGUAGAGUGCGAACAGAAACAAAGUACAAACACUAAAGUAGCGACGGUGUCCCCGACUAAGAAAGUCCCGGCCAUUUCGAAGAAUCUUAAGUCUCUUUUGACAGCGAAUACCAGGAAGAUCGGCCGAAAAAUCGAAAUCGAUCUCGUGAAGGGUCCUCACGGGUUAGGGUUUAGUAUAACGACUAGAGACAAUCCCGCUGGAGGGAAUUGCCCGAUUUACAUUAAGAAUAUAAUUCCAAAAGGGGCAGCCAUUGAAGACGGACGUCUCAAAAUCGGUGAUCGCUUGCUAGAAGUGAACGGUGUAGAAAUGACCGGGAAAAGUCAAGCGGAAGCGGUGGCGGUACUCAGGAACGCACCACCCGGGAGUACGGUGCGGAUCGUCGUGUCCAGACAAGAAGACGUCAUCGAGAGUACCCUCCCCAGGAUCAUCGACUCCGAGCAAGAAAAAGAAGUGGAUCAAGUCGCUGAGGUUGUUAAUGGUAACGAUGUACCUCCUAACAUACCUCCGCUCCCUCAAAGUCAUCUUCAAGCUCUGCAAAACAGAGCAGCUGAAAAGAAUGGUUCGGUAGCUAAAAUCAUAUCACAGUUCCAAGAAGCGGCAAACAUCAGCAAUCCCCCCGAAAAGUCCGACGACAACAUGAUCUUCCCUUGGAAGCACCGCGAGAUCCUCACUCUUAACAUCCCCGUACACGACUCCGAGAAAGCCGGGCUGGGGAUAAGCGUCAAAGGCAAAACUAGUGGGUCGCAAGACUUGGGGAUCUUCAUCAAGAGCGUGAUCAACGGAGGCGCGGCGUCGCGCGAUAAGCGCUUGCGCACCAACGACCAAUUGUUGAACGUCAACGGGAUAUCGCUGCUGCAGCAAUCCAACAGCGACGCUAUGGAGACCCUGCGCAAAGCUAUGUUGCACACAGAAGGUCCAGUGCCUGGGAACAUCACGCUGACGAUAGCUAGAAGAGCGUCGUCUCCUGGUGCCAACCGAAGCUUUAGUAGUAGAGGCUCGGACCCCAAUUUGCUCAACGUCUCCAGCGAACUGUACCACUCGAACGACACGGAACCCUCGCAUAGCAACCAUUCCGGAGCCAGUGGCAGUAGUACCAAUACUGUGAUCUUCAACCCUAACCAGAACGGGGUCGACGUCAAGCAAGCACAAAACAUGUCGCAGAUGCACACGUGGAACCCGGUGCUGGAUCGCCUCACCGGGAAUAACAAGCAACUGAGGAACGAAAGCUACUACAAAGCGACGCACGACACCUGGAGCGCUAGUAUGUUAGCGGCGAAUAACUCCUACGGGAACUUGACGAGCACGACGCUGAACCUAGCGCCAGCUGAACCCAUUUUGAUCGAGGACGAGUACGGGUCCAGAGUGCUAACGCAUCAGAACACGCGAAUUAACGUCCACAUGACUAACAAAAUGAACGGGAGCAUCCCCGAGAACCGCAACGAGCACGAACCCGACGGCAAGGCCACGAUUCCUGUAGACGCUAAAAGCGUCGACCCGAAUUCGCAGGUUCAGGGUACCGACGCCACGUACGCCAGUCAGCUGUCUCUGGAGAACCCCCAAGGGUUCUCGAGAGACGCUUUCGGUCGACAGAGCAUGUCCGAGAAGCGCCACGCCACCUUAGACGCCAAAAACACGGACACGUAUCAAAGGACGAAGAAACUUCGCGAAGAACGAAAAAGUAAGGAAUGUAACACUAACUUAGUCAGAGUUGGGUCAGUGGAGUCGGUUAUAAGUGUUAAUCGCUCACAAGAACAUCCCGAAUAUGCGGAUAAGUUGGGGCAGCUGGGGCCGUCGUUGGGGAUGAAGAAGUCUUCCAGUUUGGAGUCGCUGCAGACGAUGGUCCAAGAAAUACAAAUGCAGGAAGAGGGAGACCCUGCGUACAGUUACAGGGGGCUAUCUGGAGGCCCGAAAGUGAUAAGAGGACGAGGCUGUGAGGAAAGUUUUAGAGCCGCCGUGGAUAAACACAUCGUGGAUCCCAACCACCAGUCUGAAAUAAGUGCCAAAAAGCAUUGGUUGCUUGACGGCCCAAUGGAGAACGAGCGCGAAAUCGACGGCUUCAACAACGUCCGUGGCGCCCCCAGACAGUCUUCAUUGAACGCCGCCCUCGACGGCAAACACAAAUCCGCGAAAAAGAAGCCCAGUUUGCUGAAAGGCAUCGGAUCCAUGUUCCGUUUCGGCAAACACAGGAAAAUGGAGUUCACCAAUAUCGACGUCCAGCAUUACCACCACAGUAACGAAUUCGACUCGAAUGCCAACCAGCAAGCACCAGUCCAGGAAACGGAGCACGAAAAUCAGAACGCCAACGAGAGAUUGCAAGAACAGCAACAGCAAAAUCAACGGAUCCAGCAACUUAUUCAGCAACAACAACAACGGGAACCUUUGUAUCAGAGACACGGCUUCGUGCACCGACACGCCGAGCAAGUCCAGGUUAUCCCGGAGAACUCGGUGGCGCCGCCUGUGAAGUACCGGAACCAGGUGAACGUGGAUCAAGGACAGAGGCGGGCUGAGCGGAAAGUGCACGACCAUAGGAUGAGACACACGUACUAUCAAACCGACGAGCGAGAACCCAUUUACGACCAGCGCCCGAAUCAGGUUAACAACUACGGGGAGUACGGUGGCAGGCCUGGCAGUCGCUCGGGGAUCACCGAAUCCGUGCCGUUCACCCACUACGUCAACUACAACGAGCUGCAGAAUCACUUAAGCCGUAAAGAUCCGCUAUCUGACAGUCAGAUAGUUCAGAUGCGUCUGCAAGUUCAACAGCAAAGGUUAAAGGUGGAGGAAGAAAGCCGGAAGCAGCAUCAGUACCACUCUCAGCGUCAAGCUCGAACCGACAACCAGCUCCGACCAGUCUCGAAUUUCUACGAAUAUGAAAGUAUCCAAUCCAUGUUGAAUAACCGCCCGGCGCGGGCGAAUCCACCCCCGGUCCACCACACCACCCAGCCUGUGACGUACCAAGACGUCAAUUCCAAUUCGCUGCCCAGACAAGGUCAGCAGCAGCAACCGCCACAACAACCAGUGCAGGGUCGACACCCCAAUCGGAACCAACACAGAGGGCCGUUUGUGACCCACGUGACUAUUGGCGACAGCCAGCAAAACGGAACGAAAGUGUAGGGUUAUGUCGUGCUCAUUUUCAAUUGGUGCUGAAAGUAGUUUAGUGAUCCAAUCAGUAUUAAGGAAGCUAUUUCGGCACCGCGUCCAUUUAGUUAUGUAAUAAGUAUUAUUUUAUCUGUAUAUACGAACUCUAUAUUUUAUAUGUAAAUAUUUAUAUGUAUAAUAGAUGAAGAGGAAAUUUUAUACAAUGUACAUUCCUUUUGGAAAAUAAAUACGAGUGAAAAAUCUA